This is a messenger RNA of Pyrenophora tritici-repentis Pt-1C-BFP, 3385 nucleotides long. RefSeq names its product protein phosphatase regulator. Gene Ontology annotation, biological process: regulation of glycogen biosynthetic process. NCBI's taxonomy places the organism in Eukaryota, Fungi, Ascomycota, Dothideomycetes, Pleosporales, Pleosporaceae. Gene Ontology annotation, molecular function: glycogen binding; protein phosphatase 1 binding. The record is from RefSeq and is a predicted model, not a curated record. Gene Ontology annotation, cellular component: protein phosphatase type 1 complex.
AUCCCUCCUCUUCAACACUUUCGGGCCCAUUGUAGCCACCAGACCCUUUUAAUAGGACUGCCAGCUCUCUCCAACCAUAUUUUUGCUUUGACACACGACCCUGCCGCCUUUCUCUUUGCACUCGCAGCCGAGCCCACGCUUCCUGCCCAGAGUGCCCUGACCCAUCGUACCACCGCCUCCGCCUCCGUCAACAACACAACGGAAGGCACCGGCCUCCCUCUCAACACCCACCCACCCACAACUUUCGGUCCUUCGAAAGCCUCAAAACCCUCUCGACUCCCUUCCCAGAUCGAGUCGACCGUCAAUCCCGACGUCAUCGCAGCUUUCGCUAGCUGUGACCCCAAGAGUCGCUUUUCCUACCCGCUUCCCACCCGAGCGAGCUUUGCAAGCCGUUCCUUCACCUAUAUCUACUUGUUAUAGUAAUUCUUGUAAUGCACCCUACGCCCUAAGGCCCCUCCACAACCACAACCCAUUCGACCCGCUUCUUUGACUUGUUCGAAGCCGACCGGAUGCCUUACACUCCCCCUUCCCAGAGGUCGCCGGCCCCCUCCAUGACCAGCAGCCCUACCCUAAGCCGGAAUCAUUCCUACAUCGACCAGCCUCCCCGCUCACCAGCGACCUCGCGACGCCCAUCGCUGCCCCGCUCCGUCUCAUCCACAUCAUAUCUGGCAAAGUCGCGGCGUACGCCAUCGUUUGAGACGUCGGACAACACAGCUGCCAAUGGCAACUCAACAAAGACUAGUGUGACCAAGACUGAGGCUAGCCAGCAUGGCCCUUCCUCCAACGGUAGCCUUCGCCCGUCUCCUCCUCCUGUGAACAAUCUUCUGAUUCCAUCAGGUGCGAUCACAACUCCUCCUGACUCCUCGGACGACGACGAGCGCGGCCGUAGCAUGGCCGACCUUCGGGAACUGCAAGAAGCACUACAACACAUUGACGUCAAGAGGAUGCCAUCACCAUCACGAGAGGCCACGGAGAAUGUCAACGACCGGAGGCCACAACCACCUGUGACACUGGCACGUUCGCUCUCCGCCGAGGCACGCAAGAUUGCACACUCACGAUCAUCAAGUGAGAUAGUAUUGUCCCAACACAUGAUCCAUCCCCUCAACACCGACCCCAUCAUCAGCUCUUCAGAUGGCAGUGACAACGAGGACGACGAGCUGCGGAUGAAACCGCCGCUGCUGCGGAAGAAGUCGGGCGAGCUAGUCAAGCCUGCUCUCCGCCCUCCUUCGCGCCGCCGCCCAUCAAGCAUGCCCGGCACCCCGACCUACUCCAAGGCCGUGCACUUCAACGAAGAGAUUGAGCAGGUCCGUCACUUCCUCCAAGUGGAUCGUCCUAUUGCAGUCAGUGCAGGCUCAUCGCCCGUCGAGACCUACGAUAGUGAAAGCGAGUACCCCUUCGCCGAGGACACACGCUCCAAGACUCCGGAGUGGGAUAUCAAACUCAUGAACUUCCCUACCUCCGAGUCCUAUGAGCGUCAGACUUCGCCUGUUCGUGUUGAGCGCAUCUUCCUUGCAUCUGACCAUCAGACACUGGUUGGCAACAUCGCUGUCGCCAAUCUGUCCUUCCACAAGCUUGUCGUGGCUCGCUUCACACUCGACUACUGGAAGACCACAUCGGAAGUAGUUGCCGAGUUCAACCAGGACGUCCGCAAGAAGCAAAAGGAAGAUGGCUACGACCGCUUCAACUUCAACAUCAAGUUGGCUGACCUGGCCAACUUGGAGUCAAAGACUCUACUGUUGUGUGUGCGUUACCAGGUCAAUGGCCAGGAAUACUGGGACAACAACAACUCGAUGAACUACCAAGUCGACUUCUCCAAGAAGGCUAAGCAGCAAAGGAGCAAGCGUCCGACUGCCAGCCUUGGUGCCGUUCCUCGCAGCAGGCACUCACCCCUGGCUCCUCGCCCACGCUCUAUGCCCGCUGCCUCUUUCGAUGAUGACUUUGGCCACGAGUUCGAGACCAAGUUCCAGUUCGGUAGUGGCCGUGCCGUCAUUCCUGAACCACCUAGCACGGCUAUCAAGCUGAAGCCAAGGAGCAAGCGCGGUAGUCUGUACCCAACUCAGGCUCCUCACUCGCAGGUUACCCAGGCUUUCGCUUCACGCUACGACUUUGGUGCUUCGCUCUCCGCUGCUCUUUCCACUGCUCAAACUGCACUGGGUGACAAGAGUGGACUGAGGGUGAACACACAGGACAAGAUGAACAAUGGUUACUUUGAUCGUCCGGCUCCUGCAGUCCAGGCGCCUGCUACUACUGCACCGAUUCCUGGAACACGACCGGACUCUCUGACACUUGAGAAGCCCGAUCUCCAGUCAGCAGAGUACAACGAAUUGAUCCAGAAGUUCUGCUUUUUUGGCACACCUACUGGUAAAUCCUCUCCGAGUGUCACCACACCUGCCACCAAGCCCUUUCACGCAGACGGAGCCACCGAUUACGCAUUCAACACCGGCAGCAAUCAGUCUUCCACAACCAGCAGUCCAGCAUCGCCCGCCAUGCCUCUCAUGGUUGACGGUGCCAACGACUCUGUCACUUACCCACCUUACUCACCUCACUCACCCGGCCCUAUGACCGGCUACUCUGCUGAGGACCACUAUGGAUCUCAGUACCAAUACGGUUACUCUGCGCCAGGUGGCGUCUUCAACGAGCACAGCCAGACACCUCAGGCUUGCGUUUAGGACGUCGCUCCUCUACCUACAAACCACGGGGUUACCUUCCCCGCGUAACGAAUCUCUUUGGACACGAAGUACGCUUACGACCUAACUGAUCGGACGAGUGGAGCGGGCACGCUCACGAAUUCUCUUCACCACGGUACGAACGUCGUUGUGAGCCAGCGAUCAGCGUUCCUCACGACGUCUUACUCGAGACGGUCGUUCUGUCAGCAUAAUCCGCAUGACUUCCUUGCUGCAUUUCCACGUUGGCUUCUUGCAUGUCUUUUUCCAUCGGCGCAUUUUGGGUCUCAUCAUGGUGUUCCUCUACAUUUUUAUCCUUUCCUUAUCUUUUCUCUCACCAGGGACUGGUUGUAAUGCUCAAUGAGCGACUCCACUCUGGGUCUGGCGUUUAUUGACGGUCGCUUCUGACCCGUGGGUUCGUAAAAAGCUUGGUUUGUUCUGCAUUUUGAAGCGUUUUCUUGUUAUCGGGAGGACAGGUUGAUCCAUUCCUCGUAUAUAGGCGGUCCGACGGGCAGAGAAUGCGAGAAUGUUGCCGUUGCAAGUGUCUCCAAAUUGUAUCGACUGUCGUGUGCGUAUCAUCUUGUGUAGUCUUUGUUUGUAUGGGCGGUUUGGACGGGUAUCGGUUUUCGUUGCGGAGAGAGAGAGAGAGAAAGGUAGACGUUCGGAGGACAUGUACCACCCCUAUAUACUAGCAGCAAAUUCGAAGCAUGGCAUAAAACUCA